AUGGAAGGUAUUAACCAGCGCAGCAGGUCUGUCGCGGCAGCGGAAGAGGACGGUGCGGCGGAUCAGAUUGGUUACGAAUCGCCGCGCUCUGGCAUUGCGACUCCGCAGCCAGACCUUCAAGAUCGACGGCUGCCGGGCAUCAUGAGCUACUUCAACCAGGUUCGUGCAAGCUCUUUUCCGCGACUGUUUUCUGGUUCUUUCAGGACGAGUGGACAAGCCGCGACUACUCAGAAGGCCUCCGACCACCAGACCGACGAGGCACGGGAACCCGAUACACCGCCAGAGGUCCCACUCUCGCCCGCUGGGCCAGAGCCAGAGCCAGAGCCAGAGCCAGAGCCAGAGCCAGAACCAUGCACCGAUGCGUCAGAUGAGGGUCCUCCUCUUCUGGCUCACGAGAUUCUGGGACCUCCAUCUGAGUCGUUGCCCCAGGAAGGCAGCCGGUUGCAUCCCUACCCGACCCCUCCAGUCUCGCAGCCUUCGUCGUUGCGCAACUAUGCUGGAGACCGGGGUAGCGUAAAGUCCCGAAGCGGGACGCCUCCUCUGUUUCGCCGUCCCAGCGUCUCUGACGCCGGCAAGGGCAAAGCAAGGAGGAUGUCGAUGCUGGCGCCCCUGACAACGACCACGGUGAACGGCUCCGUCGUGACGGCUUCUCACCUUUCCAACCCGGCUGGCCGUGCCUCUACUGUCCCUAACUCUCCAAGUCGUCCCACAUCUCACGACAGAAUUUCUUACGAGUCCGCCUCUGUGUUGCAUCUCAAGAAGCUAACAAGUGUGUCGGGAAAAAAGAGCGGUGCCAACACCCCAACUCGUGCACUCUCAUCUACCCAACAUUCGCGCUCCAGCGAUGGGCAUGACAGUAACUCUAGGCACAACGGCGAGAGCAUUGAUCGGACUGCGACCAACACACCAACACCUCAGGGCGCCCGAGUACCAGCCCCAAGAGGAAAAUUGGCCGUCAAGAUUUCCGAAGCCAGAGGGCUAAAGCGAUGUCAAAACCCUUAUGUCGUUGUUGUUUUCCAGCGAAGCGAGCUCAUCUCGGCCGGCCCUCGACCUUCGGAGAUGGACGACGAUGCCGCCAUUGCCGCUGUGGCCAUGGGCGGAGUGCCGAUUCAGCGCACAGGGAGCGAUUCUGGCAGGCCAAUGGCGAUUCCAAUGCGAAGCAGACAGAGCAGCAACACCAGUCUUUCCGAUUUCAACACUUUCCGCAACCGCACCUCUGGGUCGCGGCGGUCCUUGACCAACCCAAAGUGGGACGCGGAAGCCAUCUUCGAUGUUAUUGACUCGGACAUGCUUGUGGACAUUUCGGUUUACGGGCAAGGACAAAAUGGGGAGGAGUUCUUGGGUCAUGUCGAUUUCGAGGCCAAGUCGUCUGAGAGGGAGGGACCGGUCCGUGGUUGGUUCCCACUGAAAGGACAUGCCGACACAAUGGCCGAAAAUGCGCCGACGGGCGAGAUUUACGUCGAGGCGUUUUACCAGCGAGCGGAGCCGAAGCAUUAUGGACCCGAAGACUUUCAGAUUUUGCGACUUAUCGGCAAGGGCACGUUCGGUCAGGUAUAUCAGGUUCGCAAGAAGGACACCAAGCGCAUUUACGCCAUGAAGGUCUUGUCGAAGAAGGUGAUUGUGCAGAAGAAGGAGGUGGCACAUACCGUUGGCGAGCGCAACAUUCUGGUACGGACAGCGAUGGCCGAUUCCCCAUUUAUUGUGGGCCUUAAGUUCUCCUUCCAGACUCCUUCUGAUCUCUAUCUGGUCACGGAUUACAUGUCGGGUGGAGAGCUCUUUUGGCAUUUGCAAAAGGAUGGCAAGUUUGAGGAGAAGCGCGCCAAGUUCUACAUUGCGGAGCUGAUUCUCGCGAUUCAACAUCUCCAUAAGAACGACAUUGUUUAUCGCGAUUUGAAGCCCGAGAACAUUUUGCUGGAUGCGAACGGCCACAUUGCGCUCUGCGAUUUCGGUCUUUCCAAGGCCAACCUCACCAAGAACGACACCACCAACACAUUCUGCGGCACAACGGAAUAUCUCGCCCCAGAAGUGCUCUUAGACGAGACGGGUUACACCAAGAUGGUUGACUUCUGGUCUUUGGGCGUCCUGGUUUUCGAAAUGUGUUGCGGGUGGAGCCCAUUCUACGCCGAGGAGACGCAACAAAUGUACAAGAACAUUGCUUUUGGCAAGGUUCGAUUCCCUCGGGAUACUUUGUCGUUGGAAGGCCGGAAUUUUGUCAAGGGGCUGCUGAACCGCAACCCGAAGCAUCGUCUCGGCGCGACUGACGAUGCCGAAGAGCUGAAGAGACACGCGUUCUUUGCCGACAUUGACUGGGAUGCUCUUUCUAAGAAGUUGAUCACCCCUCCAUUUAAGCCGCAACUCAAGAACGACACCGAUGUCUCCUACUUCGACCCCGAGUUCACCAACGCUCUCAACACCAACGGGUCACUCAACGAGCGGGCGGCCGCCCUGGCCAAGGGAUACGCGACAUCGACUCCCCUCUCACCAUCAGUACAGGCCAAUUUCCAGGGAUUCACGUUUGUGGAUGAGAGCGCGCUUGACGACCACAUGGGGAACAGGUAUAGCAAGUACGAGGACGAGGACAUGGAUGAUGAUCACGACCGGAGGAGGGAUGAUGACUGGGACGACAUGCGCGAUGUCGAUCCCCGGAAUUCAAAUCGCAUGAGUGGAAUCGUCAGGACCAACACUCACGAUGAGCAGAUGUUUGGUGCAUCAAACUUCGACAUGUAG
Molecule: messenger RNA, 2727 nt
Organism: Podospora anserina S mat+
Lineage: Eukaryota; Fungi; Ascomycota; Sordariomycetes; Sordariales; Podosporaceae
Exons: 2
Coding region: 1-2727 (908 amino acids)
Biological process (GO): protein phosphorylation
Molecular function (GO): protein serine/threonine kinase activity; ATP binding
Source: RefSeq, a predicted model, not a curated record